Messenger RNA from Erpetoichthys calabaricus (reedfish), 10022 nucleotides. RefSeq names its product death-associated protein kinase 1-like. Bases 241 to 3072 code for a protein of 943 amino acids. Lineage: Eukaryota; Metazoa; Chordata; Cladistia; Polypteriformes; Polypteridae. Gene Ontology annotation, molecular function: protein binding. The transcript has 18 exons. The record is from RefSeq and is a predicted model, not a curated record.
AAUAGAAGAAGUGCAUGUGAGCUGACUCGAAAAAGACAUCCUCUGCUCCUGUGGUGGACCCCUGUGAAGAGGAAGAUUCUCUGUUUUUUUAAUUGAGAGACAGAACUGUCCCCUCCAACUACACACGGAGCUCGAUUCACUCCUGAAAGAGACUUUUUUUGAAGUGUAUGAAUAAUGUUUCUGUCUCUAAAAUCUCCUGUGAAUCUGUGCAACCCUGUGACCCAAGCGUGACAGCUAACAAUGCAUGAAGAAGAGUUUCUGAAAGCUGUGAAAAUUUGGCCUAAUGAGAAGAUUGUACAAGUUUAUUACAAUCAUCAAGUAAAUAUUAACUAUUGUGACAAGUAUGGUAACACAGCCCUGCAUUAUGCUGCCAUCAUGAAGAAGCUGAAUGUGGUUUGCUUCUUAACGAGAGUUGGCGGAGAUACGCUGAGCACUAAUAUGAAUGGGCUAACACCUUUUCAUUUUGCGGCCUAUGGAGGGAGUCAGAAGGUGUUAUCUUACCUUCUACAAAGAAACCAAGAAGCUUUAAAUUACCAGGCUGAUAAGAAUCAGUCAUCUCCACUACAUGAAGCUGUCAUUGGAAAAGCAGUUCAAGCAGUGGAGUUCCUGCUCCAAAAUAAAGCAAUUUGUGACCUUCAAAAUAAGGAUGGUGAAACUCCCCUGCACCUUGCUGCAUACCAGAAGUCAGAGGGCAUCUGCAGUAAACUAUUAAAAUAUGGAGCAAAUGUGGAACUUAAAAAUAAGGAUGGUGAUACUCCACUGCACCUUGCUGUGAGAAGUGGAUCUUUACCUAUCUGUCAGAUGUUAGUUAAAAAUGGAGCAUCUCUACACACUAAAAAUAAGAAAGCAGAAAAUGUCUUGUUCUAUGCAGUGAAUGGUGCAGGCACCAACUCUAAAGAUGACUAUUAUAAUCUUGUUACUUGGCUCAUUGAAGAAUCUUCAUCUCUCUUACUAAAUAGAAAUAAGGAUGGUUUGACAGUCCUUGAUGUUGCUCGGAAGAGUCAGAUUCCUCCAAACAUUAUUGCAUUAAUCCAACAGAAAACACAGGAACUUCAGAGGCAAACUCUUUUGAAAGAAUUGGAUGGAACAGGAGGAGGAGGAGGAGGAAUGACAAAGAUAUUUAUCUGUGGUCAUAGCAGAGUGGGAAAGACAACCCUAGUGCAAACUCUGCAGCAGACUGGUAUUUUAUCUUAUGUCCAACACUGGUUUAGAGAUCCAGACUCUCCACCAUCUACCGAAGGUGUACAGAUUACAAAAAGCAGUUUUGCAGGAGAGAAGGCUGUGGUAUGGGAUUUUGCCGGCCAGAUGGAAUAUUACUUCACUCAUUCCCUGCUCUUAUCGACACAAAGUGAGAAUGUGUUGUACUGUAUUGUUUUUAGCCUUGAGCAGAUUCAAAGUGAAGUAACAGGAAACCAGUCUGAAGCAAUUACUCAGGUUUUGUACUGGUUACGUUUCCUAGAUGUCUGCAGGAACAACAUUAUAAAUAAAGCUAAAGUGUUCUUGAUUGGUAGUCACUAUGACAAACUAGAAAUGGACAACAAAGAACAAGUUGUCAAGUACCUUUUUAAGUCAAUUCACCAAAACAUCAAGGAUUCCCAAACUUGCUUGGACAUCAAUACAACAGACUUCAAAAUGAAUUGUAAAUUUGCUAGUGAUGUGCAGCCCCUCAGAGGAAAGCUAAUGGAGUGUAUGCAGACUUUCCAGAAGUCUGUGGACAGCACUCUGCCCUCAAUAUGCAAAGAAGUGAUGAAUGAACUACAGAUCAUAAGACAUAAUGGUGAUGUUAAAUUCUUGUUCUGGAAAGAUUUUAUUUUAUCCGUUAAAAAGAAUUUGUCAGAAGAUGUUAGCUGUGAAACCCUGAAAACAACUAUAGAAUAUCUUCACAACAUUUCUGAGUUACUUUUUUUUCCUGAUUUUGCUAUUGAGUCUUAUGCAUCUGAGGAGGACAGUGGCCUUAUAAUCUUGGAUAUCCAGUGGUUAUGUCAAGAUAUAUUUGGCAAGUUUGGCAGCUUUGGGCUUGGAAAAUUACCAUGUGCUAAGGAGACAUGGACGGCAAGUGAAAUAGUGGCCAUUUUAAAUGUAGAAGGCUCUGCAGCUACAAUUUUGAAGGUUCUUGAAGUCUUGGAGUUACUUUAUAGUGAAAAUGGAGAAAAUUAUAUUGUACCAGCUUGGCUAAAGGAACAGAUGCCAAGAAACAUAUGGACCAAACAUGAAUGUUUUAAUGUUUAUUAUGGGAUAUCUUACACCUGGAAAAAAGAAAACGGACUAAUUUCUCAUGUGUUUUUUGCCCGGCUUCAAAUGAAAUUAAUGAAAUGUUUUACACAGCUCAGACAAGAUGGCACAGUCGAAGAGAAAUUUGUACUUUGGUCCAAUGGAAUAAAAUGCAUACAUGACACAGAGGUCCUUGUGCAAGUGCCAAAAGGUCGCCACUGCAUUAAUAUAGUUGUUAGAGGAUACAGAAGCCAUAACUGUGAGCCACAGGACUCACGCAAGCAAUGCUUUGACAUACUAGAAGCCAUUUGUUUUCAAGUGGAGAGUUUGUUUCUGAGGUUUGGAACAAAAGAUGAAUGGAAAAAAUUAUAUUUGAGCCCAAAGGAGCUAGAAGCCAAUAUGGGCACAUUUAAUGCUGAUUUUACUGUCUAUACCAUGAAGGAAAUCCUAGAUGCUGAAAAAAGUAAUACACGCCUUUAUAAUAAAUUAACAGGGUGUGAUGAAAAGCCCUGUGAUGUCCUAAUUUCAGGGCAUGACCUGACUGUUGUUAAAAACCUGAUGUGGGAUGCCAGCAUUAGGUGGUUACAAGCAGACACAGUUGACAAACUUUGUGCCUUUUUAGAUUUUGAGCAUCCCCUUGGAAGGCAUUGGAAGGGACUUUUAGAAGUGCUUACGAAUGGAACGAAUCAGAACUGCGAGGCUGUAGCAGAGCAAGCUAAGAGAGAAGGAUUAUCACCUACAUUUGUGCUGUUCCAAAAAUGUCAAGACAUGACAAUAUUCAAAUUAAACCGUGCCUUAAGUGGUCUUGAAAGGGAGGACUGUGUGGAUGCAAUUAAUACUAUGUUUCAAGACUUUAUAUGAGAAGUGUCCAUUGUAGGACAGAGUCAGGCGGAGUGAUACAACAAUAAGCUGAUAAGUAAUGGGUGUGGUGUAAGGCUGUGACAAUUUUCAGGGUGUUUUGAGGGUCUUUGAGUGAAAACCGAAGGGGGUGUAUAUAACGGUGCGCCAAUGUUGUAGACUAAAUAUAGUUUCCACUUGUCAAUGCCUCAUUGCGUGUUCAGCUUUAUGGCCUACACUGAAUCCAUAUCCGUAACAGAGAUGCAAAGAAGAUUUUGUAUUAAGUUUAAUAUUCCACAUAUUCUUCUCGUAACAUUAUUUUAAAGUAUUUUAAUAAAUGUCAAUCUACUGGUAAGGUGAAGUACAUAUUUUUUGCACCACCGAGAACUAUAAGAAUGCCAGAAAAUAUGGACAAUAGUGGAGAACCCGUCGUUAAACAUUACAUCAGUCGGUAAUAUUAAACAUGUCAAAUGAGUAUAUAAGACAAGCUAAAUAAACUGUAUUAGUUAAUUACUUUUUUGAAUACUUUAGUUCUUUUCUAAAUCAAUCCAACCAUUUGUUCUGUCAUUUUAAAAUCAUAACAUCCUUGCGCCACCCCAGUUACAUUCUUAAAUUACCAAGGUGCAUUUGAAAGUGUAUUACGCAAGCCAGCAUUAUUUAUUUGUCAAGGUCCAUAGGUCCAGUAGCCUGGGCUUGAAUGUCAGGCUGUUCACGGUGUGUAUAGAGUUUGCAUGUUCUUCGCAUCUUCAUCAUUUUUUCUGAAUAUGCUAUUUUUCCAUCUGCCACAACAUUAAAACCACUGACAGGUGAAGUGAAUAACAUUGAUUAUCUCGUUACAAUGGCAUUUGUCGAGGGGUGGGAUAUAUUAGGCAGCAAAUGAACAGUCAGUCAGUUUUAGAAGGUGAAGUGUUGGAAGUAUGCAGUAGUUAGUACCUACCAAAAGUGGUGCAAGGAAUGACAACUGGUGAACCAGUGUCAGGGUAAUGGGCACUCAAGUCUUAUUCAUGAAUGUGCAGGGUGAAGGCUAGCCCAAAUGGUUCGAUUCCACAAAAUAUCUACAGUAGCACAAAUUGCUGAAAAAUGUAAAGCUGGGCAUGAGCAAAAUUUGUCAUAACACACAGUGCAUCUCAGCUUGUGGUGUCUGGGGCUGUGUAGUGCCUAUAAUGGACACAUUAAUGUCACAACUACCAUAUAUACUCGCAUUUAAGCUCUCCCGUGGAUAAGUUGGGGCUUGAUUUUACCGUAUAAUUUUUUGUAUUUUAUGUCAGUCGUAUAAGCCGAAUGUGGAAAACUCCCGCUAUUGAUCAAAGAGAUUGAUAUGCUAACGCCCACCUGAGAGAGUAACCACGGAGCACACUGCCUUUUUUUCUAUGUAUUGUGCCUAUUCCGAUGUGACAUUUGCACUGUUUAGUGUUUUUUGUAUCUCACACCCUCAUACACCUUUAUCGUAAGAACAUCACUUAUCUAUGGUGGAGCGUUCGAUCAAAAGAAAAUAUGAAGCUGGUUUUAAAUUAAAAGUCGUUGAAGUGGCAAAAGAAAUUGGUAACUGCGCUGCUGCAACAAAAUUUGACAUGUCUGAGAAACUGGUGUGAGAUUAGAUGAAGCAAGAAGAUGUAAAAAAACAAUGUGUCACAUUUUUGAACAGGCGUAUAAGUCAGGGUCUGACUUUAUGAUCAGUAUUUCGGGUUUCAAGACCCGACUUAUAAGUGAGUAUAUACGGUAGAUCAUGGAGCAGUGGUAGAAGAAGGUAGCCUGGUCUGAUGAAUCACAUUUUCUUUUAGAUCUUUUUUUCUGGUGGCGUGUGCAAACACAGUGGUUCUUCUGGAUCAGACAAAUUCCGUGCAAAUUGUGUUAAAAAUGUUGCUUCACGUGUGUAUUGUGCUGCAUAUUGUAAGGUCUCUGAACUCUUUUGGGACUCCUCCAAAUGGGACAACACACCAAAGAGCAUCCCGAAGCACGAUCACCUUGUCUGCGGAUGACAGUUUAUCAGUUGCUGGGGCAACCACGGGCUCCCAAUGCUGUAGUGGCUCGCAGCUAAAGCAGACCCGAGUCGAUUGCAGUUGUGCUAUAAGUUCAUUAUAAAGAUCAUUAUAAAUUCAGGAAACAGUAUUACUUGGCCACUAACCUGGCUACGACCCUGCCCGUUUUCUGCGUCUCUGUAUUGUAGAAUGGUAGAUUCCGCUACAAUAAAUAACCACGCUGUUCCUGUUUCAAGCUGAAUAAAGUUGGUUUUGCUAAAGUACUGAGACUCAGCCUCCUGUUUUGGGGUGCAAGACACCAUCUCACACAUUACAAUAUAUUAUGCAGAAAACCUACUGACGCUAGUGAUUUACAUCAGUGAUCACUGCUGCGCAUACAACAUUACCUCAGUAUUAAGGGAGCAGUUGAGCAGCCCUGGCAUUCUACGAAGAUCCGGCUGCCAUAACACAGCUUCACAUGAAUCGACUAUAAAAUGAUAGCUGAUAGCCAUUAAUAAGGUGAGCAGAAGCAGGAGCAAGGUUAACAAGCUGGUGUCCACAUCAGGAUAGAAAAAAAUACAAUCAGCCGGGACUCCCAUCUAUUAUGCUUUCACAUGUUCGCUCACAGGAUAACUUCAGAUGUCAACAGCUAAGCCAGUGAGAGAUGAGGGCCUAUUCCAUUGUUAUCUUUACUGAAACGUGACUCCAUAAUAGCAUCCCUGAGAGAGCCAUUCAAUUGGAUUGACUAACCACUUUCCAAGUGGACAGAGUUGCUUAAUCAACCAGUAAGGUGCACAGUGGCGGUCUGUGUGUUUAUGUGAACAAGGAAUGAUUAAAAAACCACUGCAGUAGAAGCAAGCCAAUGUUCUACAGUGCUGGAGUGUCUAACUGUAAAGUGUCAUCCUUUUUACUUGCCAUGGGAGUUUACCAUUAUUUUUUUCAAGCCAAUUACGUGUACUUUACGGAAUGGUUACACAGCUGUAAACUGUGCAUCCCUGUAUAUUUUCUUUUGUGGCUGGAGAUUUUAAACACAUGAGCUUGUUGACUUUUCUCCCCAACUUUAAUCAGCACCUGAACUUUCCCACCAGGACAGAGAACAAACUAGACCUUCUGUUUGCAAACUCUCACGAGGCUUACAAAGCUGCACCCCACCCACAUCUCAGUUUUUCUGAACAUAUUCCCAUCAUGCAACUGCCUGCAUUCAGAAUACUGCUUAAACGGUCUAAACCAACUCUUAAACAAAUUAGGCCUCACAUUAACAAGUGCAUUGAUGAUGUGAUUGUCUCUUCUUUCUUCUUCUUCUUCUUCUUCUUUCAGCUGCUCCCGUUAGGGGUUGCCACAGCGGAUCAUCUUCUUCCAUUUCUUUCUUCUUCCAUUUCUUUCUGUCCUCUGCAUCUUGUUCUGUUACACUCAACUGCAUGUCCUCUCUCACCACAUCCAUAAACCUUCUCUUAGGCCUUCCUCUUUUUCUCUUGCCUGGCAGCUCUAUCCUUAACAUCCUUCUCCCAAUAUACUCAGCAUCUCUCCUCUGCACAUGUCCAAACCAAUGCAAUCUCGUCUCUCUGACUUUGUCUCCCACCCGUCCAACUUGAGCUGACCCUCUAAUGUCCUAAUUUCUAAUCCUAUCCAUCCUUGUCACAUCCAAUGCAAAUCUUAGCAUCUUUAACUCUUCUACCUCCAGCUCUGUCUCCUGCUUUCUGGUCAGUGCCACCGUCUCCAACCCAUAUAACAUAGCUGGUCUCACUACCGUCCUGUAGACCUUCCCUUUCACUCUUGCUGAUAUCCGUCUGUCACAAAUUACUCCUGACACUCUUCUCCACCCAUUCCACCCUGCCUGCACUCUCAUUUUCACCUCUCUUCCACAAUUCCCAUUACUCUGUACUGUUGAUCCCAAGUAUUUAAACUCAUCCACCUUCUCCAACUCUACUCCUUGCAUCCUCACCGUUCCACUGACCUCCCUCUCAUUCACACACAUGCAUUCUGUCUUGUUCCUACUGACCUUCAUUCCUCUCCUCUCUAGAGCAUAUCUCCACCUCUCCAGGGUCUCCUCAACCUGCUCCCUACUAUCGCUACAGAUCACAAUGUCAUCAGCAAACAUCAUAGUCCACAGAGACUCAUGUCUAAUCUCAUCUGUCAACCUGUCCAUCACCAUUGCAAAUAAGAAAGGGCUCAGAGCCGAUCCCUGAUGUAAUCCCACCUCCAACUUGAAUGCUUCCGUCACUCCUACUGCAGACCUCACCACAGUCACACUUCCCUCGUGCAUAUCCUGUACAACUCUUACAUCCUCUCGAGGCACCCUGUCAUAUGCUUUCUCCAGGUCCACAAAGACGCAAUGCAACUCCUUCUGGCCUUCUCUAUACUUCUCCAUUAACACCCUCAGAGCAAACAUUUCAUAUGUGGUGCUCUUUCUUGGCAUGAAACCAUACUGCUGCUCACUAAUCAUCACCUCCCUUCUUAACUGAGCUUCCACUACUCUUUCCCAUAACUUCAUGCUGUGGCUCAUCAAUUUUAUCCCUUUGUAGUUACAACAGUCCUGCGCAUCCCCCUUAUUCUUAAAUAUCGGCACCAGUACACUUCUUCUCCACUCCUCAGGCAUCCUCUCACUUUCCAAGAUUCCAUUAAACAAUUUGGUUAAAAACUCCACUGUCAUCUCUCCUAAACACCUCCAUGCUUCCAUAGGUAUGUCAUCUGGACCAACGGGUUUUCCAUUGUUCAUCCUCUUCAUAGCUGUCCUCGCUUCCUCCUUGCUAAUCCAUUUCACUUCCUGAUUCACUAUCUCCAUAUUAUCCAACCUCUUCUCUGUCUCGUUCUCUUCAUUCAUCAGCCACUCAAAGUACUCUUUCUGUCUGCUCAAUACACUCUUCUCGCUUGUGAGUAUGUUUCCAUCUUUAUUCUUUAUCACCCUAACCUGCUGCACAUCUUUCCUAGCUUGCUUCCUCUGUCUAGCCAGUGUCUCUAAGACCAUCAAAACAUGUCCAAAUGUCCAAAUCAGAAACCAUAGGUGAUAUUGGAGGUACAUGCACUGUUAAAAACAUGUAAUGCAGGCUUUAGAUCAGUUGACAGGACAGCGAGGGCAAACCUAUCUUUGGGCAUCGAAGCAGCUAAGCGAAAAUAUGGCAAGAAAAAACACAUCCACUAUCAGGACACCAGAGACACAUGGCUCAUGUGGCAGGGAAUCCAAGCCAUCAUAGGCUAUAAGAGCACACCACUUGUCUGCUGUAAUGAUACCUUUCUUCCAGACAUUCUAAAUAACUUCUAUGCAUAGUUUGAUACCCUGAAAGACAUACCUUUGAGGAAGUCCACCCAUCCUAUGGAAGAACAGGUACUGUUUUUGUCCACUGCUGUUGUGAGAAGGACUUUGUCGAAUAUAAAACUACACAAACUGCUGGACAUACCUGGCUGGCCAGAGGCUGAGUCAGAGGGAGUCAGCACAGGAAAAAAGAUAAACGGAACAAAAUAGGUGAGUGACACUGGCUUUAAAGACUCGUAAUAACAUACAAUAACUGCUUUACGUGGUAUGGCAGCUACUGAACUGAGAAUUGCCAUCCUGAGAAUGUGUUUCUUUAGCACUGAAUGCUGUUUAGAAGAGUGUUACACAGUCAUUAGCAUUAGAACACUGUGUAAAAGAGUGUUUUCCUGUAACUGAGGUGGCUGAAGCUGCACCAGGGCACAGAACACAGCACAAAUGAUCAAAAUAUGCAAUACGGAGUAUAUGUAUUUAUAUUGUGGAAGCUGGACAGCGUUCUUAUGACAUCCUUGAACUUAGAAGAUGUUCAAAAAGCAUAUGUUUACUAAAUGAAAUAGAAACACAGGAAUGGUUAAACAGUGAGUUUAACGCAAAGUACAAAAGAGAAAAUUGUAAUUAACCUGCCACACCUUGGACCUGCUUACGCUUGCCUGAGAUCUCUAUCUGUCCUUUCAACUUGACUUAACUAAUGGCCUAGUGCUACACUUCACCAAACACACUCCUAGACCACCUCCUCUGCUCGACCUCUGGUAUAGAUUGGGCAAGCCAAGCAAAGAAUUAAUCAUCUGCCAGUCGUGACCUGAGGGAUUACUGUAUAUGUCCCUUUCGGACAUAUUAACUGCUGUUUUCUAAAUUAGUGGUGUCCUUUCAUAGCAUCUUGAGAGACUAAAUGAGAGGUUAUGUGGCCAUUGCUAGAAUGUACCUUAAUAUAUCUAGCAUGGCUCUGUUUAACUUAAUGUACUUUAAUUUGUUUUUAUUGUGGUGAGAGUCUGUUGUAAGAAGUUUAAUUUUAAUAAACAUACGCAGGCCUAAAUCAAAAGAUAAACAGUAUAACCACAAGGAAUCGCCAGUGAGCCACAGACACAAUGUCACCCAUCACAACUCUGAAUAAAUUAAACACCUUUUCCAGUGAACGCAGCCAAAGUACCCAGUUACAACUACAAGAUUCUUCUGCUCCUUCCGCCUUUCUGGUGAGGGUCACCUGCUGCCUCCUGACUCUGACCCCCUGUGGUGAGGCUGGGGGCUUCUUUUAAACAGGACCCAAUAUUGCUUCUGUUGUCACUGCAUUGGUUGUCCGGAGCACUUCUGUGUUAUAUGGAAACCAGGGCAGUUUUCCUUUUGCAGUACCUUCUGGUGGCACCCAAGGACCCCGACAGGCCUGCACUUCUGAACUGCAAUUUCCGUGCCACCCCGUGGGGGUCCCAACUGGGAUCAGCCUAGAGGAACACUGCCACCUGUUAUCUGGGGGAAUAACUUGCUUCUGCCAUCUACCAUCCCCUAGUCCAUCCAAUUUUUUUUGCUUCCAACUGGGACUAAGAUUGCAGGGCGUCCCAGGCUGGGUUGUGUCUCCAAUCCCACCAUCCUUCCAAGGAAUCGCCCUCCAUCCCAGUCGGGAAGCCUGUCCGUCAGCCUAAGCACUUACACAGUUAGCAUUUGCAUCAAGCAUCAGUCAAGUCUAAAUGAUGGCUCAUUUUUAUGUCUGAUAUGUUUGAUCUCAUGCUUCACUGCAAGUAUGAUGCUCAUUGCUAGAUUUUAUUUAUUUGUACUAA